CAUUUACUAAGCUAAGUUCGCUUUUGCCAUCAAAAGUAUUGACAGCACAAAUUUCCAAAUUGUUUAGUCAUUGCUGAGUGAAGAAAGAAAUUAUAGAUUUACUUAAUUAAAAAAAUUGAAAAUGCCGGAUUAUUUAGGAGAUGAUCAGCGCAAAGUUAAGGGAGAGGAGACCGAAGAAAAAGAAAUAAAGUCGCUGGAUGAAGGAGAUAUCGAGCUUCUGAAGACGUAUGGUCAGAGUCAAUAUCAUAAGGCUAUUAAAACUAUUGAGGAGGACAUCCAAAAAGCGGUGAAGCAAGUGAACGAACUUACCGGAAUUAAAGAGAGUGACACAGGCCUGGCACCUCCAGCGCUCUGGGACUUAGCAGCUGAUAAGCAGAUUUUACAAAAUGAGCAACCACUGCAGGUUGCACGUUGCACAAAAAUAAUAAAUGCUGAUUCGGAUGAUCCGAAAUACAUAAUAAAUGUUAAACAAUUUGCUAAGUUUGUGGUUGACCUUGCUGAUUCAGUUGCUCCAACUGAUAUCGAGGAGGGUAUGCGUGUUGGUGUGGAUCGGAACAAGUAUCAGAUUCAUAUUCCUUUACCACCAAAAAUUGAUCCCACCGUUACAAUGAUGCAGGUAGAAGAUAAGCCCGAUGUUACAUAUAGUGAUGUAGGGGGUUGCAAGGAACAGAUCGAAAAGUUACGAGAGGUGGUGGAAACGCCACUUUUACAUCCUGAAAAAUUUGUCAAUCUUGGCAUUGAGCCACCUAAGGGAGUUUUGCUGUUCGGUCCACCUGGAACUGGUAAAACUUUGUGUGCUCGCGCAGUAGCUAAUCGUACGGAUGCCUGUUUCAUUCGAGUAAUCGGUUCAGAGCUUGUCCAAAAAUAUGUGGGCGAGGGCGCUCGUAUGGUGCGCGAACUUUUCGAAAUGGCGAGAUCAAAGAAAGCUUGCUUAAUUUUCUUUGAUGAAAUUGAUGCGAUUGGUGGUGCUCGUUUUGAUGACGGUGCUGGUGGCGAUAAUGAAGUGCAACGUACCAUGUUGGAGUUAAUUAAUCAAUUGGAUGGUUUCGAUCCGCGUGGUAAUAUUAAAGUGCUUAUGGCAACUAAUAGGCCGGACACCCUCGACCCAGCACUAAUGCGUCCAGGACGUUUGGAUCGUAAGGUGGAAUUUGGUCUACCAGACUUGGAAGGGCGUACACAUAUUUUUAAAAUUCACGCCCGGUCGAUGUCUGUAGAAAGGGAUAUACGUUUUGAAUUACUGGCACGUCUUUGUCCAAACUCAACAGGCGCUGAAAUACGUUCAGUAUGUACUGAGGCGGGUAUGUUUGCCAUACGAGCUCGCCGCAAAGUUGCUACGGAAAAAGACUUUUUGGAGGCAGUAAAUAAGGUCAUUAAGAGCUACGCCAAAUUUAGCGCUACUCCUCGUUACAUGACGUACAAUUAAACUUAAGCUUAGAUGUGGUAUUCUAUUCAAUUCGCUGUACUAAAUUUCAAAGAAAAGUUCAAUAAAAAAAAUUAAUACAAGCGAUUGUUAUUUA
Molecule: messenger RNA, 1517 nt
Organism: Anastrepha ludens (Mexican fruit fly)
Lineage: Eukaryota; Metazoa; Arthropoda; Insecta; Diptera; Tephritidae
Gene: Rpt1
Product: 26S proteasome regulatory subunit 7
Exons: 1
Coding region: 122-1423 (433 amino acids)
Biological process (GO): proteasome-mediated ubiquitin-dependent protein catabolic process
Cellular component (GO): proteasome regulatory particle, base subcomplex
Molecular function (GO): ATP binding; proteasome-activating activity; ATP hydrolysis activity
Source: RefSeq, a predicted model, not a curated record